CCACAGACCAACCGUUGGGCUACUGGUGAGCUCCUUCCCCUGACAGGGAGCACAGCCGAAGUUCCUCUGGCCUUUCCAACCCACUUACACUUUUCGCAUCUGUCGUGUUAUCCACACUUCGUUCUUCAUACCAACACUCAAAAUCGCACCGUACGUUCUUCACCUGUGGGUUUUUGUCCACUGUUUAAUCAGUCUCGCUGAUUUGUGGAUCACUCGGACAUUCAAGAUUGGUUACCCUUUUUCCUUCUUGUUUCCAAGGAAAACGCCCACAUAUCCUCCUAGCGCAACGGCAUUUAAUGGAAUUAAUGGACGACGUUUCCCGCAGGCGAGCCAAUUUGGAACACUGUCUUCUAGGGCAUGAAGACCCCCAUGUUGCGCUCAGCGACCUAGCGGAGGCCCACUACGACAGCUUCAAAAAAGAGGGUAGAAUCAAGGACUUGAACGAGGCGAUCACCUUGCACCGCGCCACUUUGGAAUUCCAACCAAUUGAGGAUCACAAGCGGUCCUCCACACUCAACGAUCUUGCAGCUUGUCUUUCGAAGAGAUAUGACAAUCAAGGGGUAGUUGCUGACUUGGAUGAAGCCGUGAUGUUUGGACGUGCAGCACUGGAGCUCCGUCCGCCAGGACAUCCCCAUCGUGGUGUAUCUCUUUACAAUCUCGCUUGCUUCUUCAGGAGGAGGUUCCGGAAGCAAGCUGACAUGCGCGACUUGGGAGAGUCGAUCGAGCUGCUGCGUGAAACUCUGGCAUUGUGUCCCCCUAGACAUCCUCAUCGGCAUUCCUUCCUUCACAAUCUUGCUCUCUGUCUCGCAGAUAGGUACCACAACAAUGGGGUACUAGCCGACUUAGUAGAAGCCGUCAUGCUCGGACGUGCAGCACUAGAACUCUGUCCACUGGGGCAUCCUGGCCAUGGCGUAUCUCUCCACUAUCUCGCUGGCCAUCUCAGGGCAAUGUUCGUGCAACAGGCUGCAAUCUGUAACUUGGAAGAGGCGAUUGAGCUGUCACGUGCGGCUUUGGAACUGCGCCCCCCUGGACAUCCUGAUCGUUUUUCAUCGCUCUCCUUGCUUGCUCUCUGUCUUUCUGAUAGAUAUGGCAUAUCCGAGGGAACUGAUGACUUAGAAGAAGCCGUUGCGCUCAGACGUGCAGCGCUGGCACUCCGUCCACCUGGACAUCCUGAUCGUGAUGUAUCCCUCAACAAUCUCGCUUGUGAUCUCAGGAAGAAGUUUCAAAAACAGUCUGCGAUGCAUGACCUGGAUGAGGCGAUUGAGCUGCAUCGUGCAGUUUUAGAACUACGCCCCGCUGGACAUCCUCACCGACCUUCAUCGCUCAACAGCCUCAUUCUCUGUUUUUCGAAUAGAUAUGACCAUCAAGGGUUAGCCGCUGACUUGGAAGAAGCCGUGACACUCGGCCGUGCAGCACUAGAACUCUGCCCACCAGGGCAUCCUGAUCGUGGCGAAUCUCUUCACACCGUGGCUCGUGACCUCUGGAAGAGGUUUCAGAAACAAGCUGACGCACCCGAGUUGCACAAAGCAAAUCAAGCCACGUCAGUGGUCCAUCCAACCAGUCAUCCUGACGUUCCUUCCUCACUCUUCGAGCUCUCACUACACCUCUGGGAUAAGUUUCAGAAGCAGGCCACAUUGGCCGACUUGGAUGAGGCAAUUUGUCUCGCAACAUACGUUUUGGAGCUCCAACUACCAGGUCACCCUGAUUAUGCUGAUUCUCUUCAACAGCUUGCCCUCUUUGUCAGGGAGGGAAUCCAACGGCUGGCCCAGCAAAUGAACUUGGGCGAAGCUGCCCUCCUUAGUCGGGCAGUAGACAAUCUAGGCACCCUUGCCAACUACUUUAGGGAGAGGUCUCACAAUCAGCACACAAUCGCCUAUCUGGGAGAAGCUAUCGCACUGUACGAAUACGUGCUGAAAUUCCGCCCCAUUGGGCAUCCCAAUCGCGCUUCGUCUCUUCACGACCUUGCACAGUGUCUAGCAGAGCGGUUUCGUCGACAACCUACAGCAACUGAUUUGAACAAAGCUAUUGCCCUUGAGCAAGAGGCCCUACAACUAUUCAUACCCGGUGAUCCCGGCUAUGACAUAUCUCGGCGCUGUUUUGUAACCUGCCUCCAAAUGAAGAUCAGGUCAGAAGUUGCCGUGGCAUCGCCCAGUGUCUCACCUGUUACCCACGUUGACAUUAAGGAAGCCAUCCGUAAUGUCGCGUUUGAGAUCUUCAAAACCAUACCAACCAGGCUGCUGCACACGCAUAAUGGCAUCUUGUGCAACCGGGAUGCGCAGAUAUCCCAUUUUAUGAGCAGUCAACAGUACAAUGAGCUGCUGUCAUCCUGCACCAGGUGCGAUCCAGGUCAACGAAAGGAACUCAUCCAUACUGCCCUCUCGAGAUACUUUCAGUUCGUCAUGUUUUCUCACCGUUGGGCUGAAGGUGAACCAUUGUUACGCGACAUCGAAGGCCAACCAAUAUAUGCUAUGUCUGCAAAGGGGGGCUUUGGGAAGCUCCAAGCCUUCUGUGUUGCUGCUUGCGAGUGGGGUUACCUGUGGGCAUGGAGCGACACGUGCUGCAUCGACAAAGAUAGCAGUGCCGAGUUCCAAGAAGCGGUGGGAUCAAUGUUCGCGUGGUAUCGACGGUCCGCCCUGACCAUCGUGUACCUUUCUGACGUUCCCGAUACCGGUUCGUUCGAGAGCAGCGAAUGGUUCACACGCGGCUGGACCCUCCAAGAACUUCUGGCCCCAAAACGCAUAGUAUUCUACACCCAAACCUGGUCGCCCUACAAGAACCUCAAAUCUUCGAACCAUAAGACCGAUGAUGCUGUGCUGCAAGAGCUAGAGAGGGCAACUGGAAUCGAAUCCAGGUUCCUUACCAACUUUUCACCAGGUAUGGAUGAUGCACGUUGGAGGCUCCAAUGGGCAUCACAGCGCCGUACUACCCGGCCUGAGGAUGUUGCCUAUUCACUCCUCGGCAUCUUUGACUUUCACCUGCCUCUGCUGUAUGGUGAAACAGCUGCAAACGCACUUGGCCGUUUGCUAGCCGAAAUCAUAUCGCGAUCUGGUGACAUCUCAGUUCUGGAUUGGGUUGGAGAGCCAUCACCCUAUCACAGCUGUUUCCCCGCUAACAUCAACUGGUAUCAAAAACUAGUACCUUCGUCUCCAUCCCAGUGUAAUGCAGGCGAACAGUCAUCGCCCAUGAGCCCGCAAUCUACGCCACGCAAUGCACUGCAGAAGUUGCGUGCAUUACUCGCUACGCCGCUCUUCUCCCGAUUUCUCGGUGGUCCCCGGACACCAUCAGCUAGCACCGAUCUUGGUCCAGCGGUUCGGCUGCGAACCCCCGACUCAUACGCACGAAGCGACAUGUACGGCUUCCAUUCACUCACUAAGGCGCCCCUACCACGAUUUAUCAAUGGCCGCCUUAUAUUGCCAUGCGUCGUCCAUCAUAUUACUGCUGUGCAGCGCAGAAGGGCAAAUCCGCAUGGUCCGAGUUACAUGUACGGAAUCCAGGCAUCCGGUCUGAGGCCCCUCGAAGUCGCGUUGCCGAGCGAGCUAGAAGAUACGACAAUGACACAAGGUGCUUUGCAGCUUGUACGCCCCUGGCACUCAAAGCUACUUGGUCCAUCUACCGAGCUUUAUGCCACGAUUGAAGAGCGGCUACUUUAUACACUGGGACGGCCGUUUAACGCUCUUUUGUUAAUUGAGCUACCUCACAACGAGUACAAAAGGAUCGCGUCCUCUACCCCCAUUAUUGCUCAGCCCAUGAGCCGAGCAAGUAUUCUGAAAAGCAAAGUUAGGGUAUUCAAUAUCGUGUAG
Messenger RNA from Pisolithus orientalis, 3800 nucleotides. RefSeq lists its product as uncharacterized. Gene Ontology annotation, molecular function: protein binding. The coding region runs from base 297 to 3800 and encodes 1167 amino acids. The transcript has 3 exons. NCBI's taxonomy places the organism in Eukaryota, Fungi, Basidiomycota, Agaricomycetes, Boletales, Pisolithaceae. The record is from RefSeq and is a predicted model, not a curated record.